AAUGUCCGCGCUGACGGAUCAAAUCCGCGUCUCGUUUUUGAACAUGAAUCUAAACUCCCGUGAAUGUGUUUAAUGAAACGACGACCUCUGGCUUUUACGCGAGUGUUUAUGAUCCCUCAAACCACGCGUCAAUGACGAAAUUCUCAAUGAAUCAUGUCAGGCUGAGCUUUACCAGAAGGGACGGAUCAAAAGAGUUCAUCACGCCUCUCAGUCCGCACCGAGCGGCGCAGGUGACGGAAGGUAGCAAGUUGGACCGAAAGAUCAAGCGAUGCUUUUACGUUCAUCCCUGCGAAAUCCCGCCCGCGCGCAUCUUCCUUUGGAAACGGUGUGAUUCGGGAAUAGCCCUUUUGGCGUCGGUCAUGAAUGCUUUUGCAGUAUCGCUGUGAGCGGAACAGAGGCAGAGGCUUGAUCAUGAAAUCCUUCAAAUAUCCUUCAAACGCUCUCCUGGAAUUAAUCAUCAUUAUUCUUCUCAUUCCCAACUCCAGGCUUGAAACCGAAGCAGCAUCCAUGAUGGCUAGUGGGGCUUUGGCAGAAGGAUGUCCCCUCGGCCAGUUCCCCUGCGGAAACUUGAGUGUGUGCUUACCCCAAGUCCUUCAGUGUAAUGGGCAUAGAGACUGCAAAAACGGAGCGGAUGAAGAACACUGCGGGGACAACAGCGGAUGGGCGGACAUCUUUGAUCGCACUAUUAAGAAGGCAGAGACACAGGACCUUCCGAACGAUUGCUAUCUGCAGCAGUACCCGGAGAACUGCGUCUGCAGACUGAAGACUGAGGUAGAAUGUGUAAACGUCAACCUUCACGCCGUGCCCGUUCUCUCCUCCAAUGUGACUUGGUUGUCUCUGAAGAGCAAUCGGAUCAGGAAGCUGGAUGAUUUCAUCUUCUCUAAAUAUACACAACUGCAGAGACUGUUUCUCCAGAACAAUCUCAUUCACAUGGUGUCAAACCGUGCCUUCAGUGGACUUAUCAAUCUAACAAAACUGUUUCUCAGCAAAAACCACAUCACCUAUUUAGGGCCCGGCGUGUUCAGAGAUCUACACAAGCUUGAUUGGCUAGUCUUAGAUCACAAUCCAGUUAAAAGCAUUACCCACGACACCUUCAACGGAUUGAGGACCCUAACUUUUCUAUCUAUGGUGAACACGUCCCUGAUGUGGCUGCCCGAUUCCAGUCUGUGUCAGCACAUGCCCUUGCUCAGUUGGCUGGACUUAGCGGAGAACUACGUUGAGUUGCUGAAUUAUUCCACUCUGACGACCUGCACCGCACUCACUGUGUUAUCAUUACAUGACAAUCAUCUCAGGACUCUUCCAGAGGACAUGUUUAAUUCUCUUGGAUCUUUGGUUGAACUAGAUUUGUCUUGCAACAGAAUCUCAGAUCUUCCUCAUAACACUUUUAAGAGUUUAAAGUCUCUAUAUAAACUGAACAUCUCUCACAACCCUUCACUCCACAUUCAUGCCAGUCACUUCGUUCACCUGAUCCAACUUCAGUCCCUAAGUCUGGAGGGCAUCGAAAUACCAGAUAUACAGACCAAGAUGUUUCUUCCAAUGGGGAACAUGUCACACAUAUAUUUUAAGGAUUUUCAGUACUGUUCCUAUGCCCCGCAUGUUCGGAAAUGUAAACCCAACACAGAUGGAAUUUCAUCUGUUGAAGACCUGUUAGCCAGCCUGGUCCUACGGGUGUCUGUGUGGGUUAUGGCCUUCAUCACCUGCUUCGGGAAUCUCUUUGUUAUAGGAAUGCGCUCAUUCAUUAGAGCGGAAAACAACCUGCAUGCAGCCUGCAUCAAAGUCCUGUGUUUUGCAGACUGUCUGAUGGGAGUCUAUCUGUUUUUCCUGGGGGUGUUUGAUGUGAAAUUCCGGGGUGAAUAUAACCGCAACGCUCUCAUCUGGAUGGACAGCAUGGAAUGUCGAACUAUUGGCUUUCUUGCUAUGCUUUCAUCGGAAGUAUCUGUUCUCCUUCUUACCUACCUGACACUGGAGAAAUUCCUAGUCAUUGUUUUCCCAUUUAUCCAUCUGCGACCAGGAAAGAUGCAGACAGGGUUGGUUCUGGCCUUCAUUUGGAUUCUGGGAUUUGUAAUCGCAGCUGUUCCCUUGCUAAAUGAAGACCUGUUUGGGAACUAUUACGGGAGAAAUGGAGUUUGUUUCCCUCUGCACUCUGAUAGGCUGGAAAAACCCACGGCCAAAGCGUACUCCACAGGGAUAUUUCUCGGUCUAAAUCUGGUGGCCUUCUUGGUGAUUGUAGUUUCCUAUUCCAGCAUGUUCUGUUCCAUUUAUAAAACAGGCAUCAAUGCUACAGAUGUGCGCAGUCGGCUGCACAAAGACGUUGCCGUGGCAAACCGUUUUUUCUUUAUUGUGUUCUCUGACGCUCUCUGCUGGAUACCCAUAUUCUUGGUCAAAACCCUUUCUCUGCUAAAAGUUGAAAUACCAGGAACAAUAAACUCCUGGGUGGUGAUCUUUAUUCUGCCUAUCAACAGUGCCCUGAACCCCAUCCUUUACACUUUGACCACCAGCUUCUUCAGAGAGCAGGUGGAGGUCCUUCUUUGUCGCUGGCAGCGUCGCUCCGCAUCCAAGAAGGACCGUAAAAGUCUCACCAGCUCCACCAUCUACGUGGAGAACCCUCGAAAUGCAGAAUACCCAGCAAAAAUGACAGUGCAGUGGUCGUCUUUGGCAGAUAUGGAAAACCAGUAUGGGUGAAUAAGCCCUUGAGCAUCGAAGUACAGGCCUGUCAUAAUCAUUAUCUUCAUUCAGAGCAGUGAAUGAACGCUUUACCUGGAAUAUUCUAUUCUUAACGGGUUCCAGUAUUGAAAGCUGCUCCUUUUAGACAUAUGGCUCUAGUUGCCUUUUUAUGCCAGAUACAGGCCUUGGACCCCUCCAGUAUCCCCCCCUCCCCCCCCAAAAAAACACCAUAUCUGGAUCACAGGCCUUGAGUCGGUCUGUUCUUCAUCUCAGAAGCUUUCGGGAAAAAAGCAAAGUCUACAAAAACAAGGCACAAAACUGACAGUAUUUUCUGAAACGCAAAUCUUUGAGGAUUCAAAGAGACUAUAACAAUGUUGUUUACACAAGGACAUACGGGACGGGUUUGGAGAUUGAUUUAAAUGAGCUAUUUCUAAUGUACAGUAAAGGGAAUUUAUGAUAGCUUUGUCAUUUUAGUAUUUAUCACAGAAAUACACAGAUCUCCUAAAGUAUUGGUAUUAUUUCAACAAACAAGUAAAAGGGCCCCAACUCACUGAUGGCUAUGGUAAUGAAAUUCUCAUUUAAUAGUUGGACGUUAUUGGCAUUCCCUUUUUAAACAUAGAAUAUUAGAAGCAUGCUAUCGAGAAAAAAGAGGAGCAAAUCAUUCAGAUUCAGCUGUACAAAACUGCAAAGAUUUUGUUUGUUCUUUGUCAUUUUUUACCACAAUGCAACAGCAUUUUAUUUUUUUAUUCAUUUAGACAAUUUAUAAGUUUGUUUUUUACACAUCCAAAGAUAUGAACAAAUAAUCAAAUGUCAUAAAGACAUAAAUGUUAACAUAAAAGCCUCAAUUGACAAUCUGUAGGCAUCCAUCAUACCAUAGACGCCAUCAAGCCAUAUAUUUUGUUGGACUUAAGUCAAGGUUUGUACCAUUUUUGUGUUUGUGUGUUUUAAAAUGACGGUUAUGUGUAUCGCACAUAAAACAGGUCCCAUUGUAUGUUUUUGUAAACAAAAAAACCUGUUACUGUAUGUAAACAGCAUACGAUAUGUUAGAUAAACACUAUUUAAUAUUACCCAAAGAUAAAUGUAAGUUCUUGGUAUCGACCUCUGACCAUCCGUACCGAUUGAAGACGUCACUUACAGUACAUUUUAGAUUGGAUUGAUAGAGAAAAUCCUAGCCGAAGUCAGUUUCGAUGAAAUUGUGCUGUUUUAAAGGAAACCCUAUUAAACACGUAACAUUUGACGCCUUUGUCUCGGUUGUUGGCUACUGUGCACCUGUCAGUGUUCGGCAGCAUCCUUACAAGUGCUCCAGAGCCGAAUGGAAGGAGAGGAACAGACGGACGUACAUCGCAGCCAAUCAGCGAUCUCUAUUUCUCCCGUUCGCUAAUCCCUUCGCUCCGAUUGGUCGCUAAGGGCGGAGCCGCACCAUCCUCAGCCUUCUUCUUUUUUCUGCCAGUCGAUGCAUGAUACCAAUGAAGUGAAAAUAGCACAAUUCAGCGACGACGUUCGGAUGAAGAUAUGAACAUAUAGUCUACUAAAGAGAAACGCGAGAUAGAUGAUAUGACACAUGGCGUGCUUAUUCAAAACCUAGAAUAGCCUGCACUGUUCUGCCGUCACUUUGU
Triplophysa dalaica is the source of this 4280-nucleotide messenger RNA. It is a transcript of the gene rxfp2a, whose product is annotated as relaxin family peptide receptor 2a. The record is from RefSeq and is a predicted model, not a curated record. Gene Ontology annotation, cellular component: membrane. Gene Ontology annotation, biological process: G protein-coupled receptor signaling pathway. The transcript has 19 exons. NCBI's taxonomy places the organism in Eukaryota, Metazoa, Chordata, Actinopteri, Cypriniformes, Nemacheilidae. Gene Ontology annotation, molecular function: protein binding; G protein-coupled receptor activity. The coding region runs from base 364 to 2682 and encodes 772 amino acids.